CCAUCACUAAGGUUCCUCCACAUUCUCAUUCGGACCCGGGGAACCAGGAGUAACAGACGCAGAGCAGGACGACGGAGCCGCAAGCGGAAGCACAAAACCAAACUGGCCAUGCUUCGCCCUCAACACACACCUUAAACCUUCCCCUAAAAAAGCGUCUCUAUUACUCCUCGCCUCAAUUCAAAUUGAAGCGGUGGAUAGCGACUACUUCACUAGCUGUACAACCCCCAGAGCUCCAUGUCGCGGCCUAGGUAUAUGGCGCAGGAUCCCUCGCUGCCUUCGACGCCCCGGACGCCCACAUCGAAGGCCACAGGCGCACACCAGGACGAACGAGGUCCAGAUGAAGGCUUCAAAAUCACAACCCCCCGGGCACCGAAAGCACCAACCAUAGCUCCGAUACUCUACGAGCCGAAAUCACCAUCGCCCAUGCCUAUAUCGCGCUCCAGAAGAGACAAUCCACUAUCAACUCUUACACACGGUCUCACGAGGCAUGAAUCGAAGCGGGAUCUACAACAGCACCAGGGCAUCACUGCAGCCAACGGAGUUGAUGUUCGUGAGGAGGACUACAAAGAAGAAACAGUGGCGCAACAAUACUCCAGCACAAAUGCCGACCCUCAUACACAGGCUCGAUUAAUUGUUUCAAUACCCCUCAGCCCCGCCAAACGACCUUUGGAGGAACGUACAGGUCACAGCCAGGACACGCCACUGAAGCAACGACGAAUCACUCAUGCCUCCAGGAAUCACUUGGACAGAAUUGUUAGGAGAUCAAGCAAGGACUCCAAUAGCAUAUAUGACCCGUCACAGGAGCAGGAAGGGAAAAUCGGGGCUGACGCGAACAUAGACUCAUGCCAGACCUCGUACAGGUCGUCCUCUCGAUCUGCCCGAGACGAGCGAAAUGAGUUACAUCAGGAAGAAAAUAUGGAUAUUGAAACUCCCGAGCUGCCUACGCAAUCACGCGUUGUAGUAUCGUGGAAUUCACCCAUAAAAGAUACGGAAGUCGAGAAAGCAGAUGCAAACAAUACGAUCGUGCGGACGAAAUAUGAGACUGCAGCAGAACUGUCUACUACUCACCAAGGGGUGACUGAAAGAUUUGUGGGUGACCCUGACUUGGCAAUCAAAGGCGAAGACGACAAUCAGCAGGAGGAACGUUACCAUGACAUUGACAUCAACGACGAUGAUCAACCGUGCGCUGCCUCGGAGUACAUGUUGAGGGAGAUGCGGGACUUCGAGCAAGGAUUCCAAACCCUUCAAGGAAAAUUUAAACUUCUUGGCAAGAUUGGUGAAGGCACAUUCAGCUCGGUAUAUAAGGCAAUCGACCUGGAAUACGACAAGUACGACAACUCAGACUGGGAUUACAGUCUGGAAGAGAUACCUACCGCAAAGGGAACUGAUACGAAGGAUGUGACCAGCAACUCAAAAGGUAAUUCGCCUACGGUAACAAGGCCUGGUAAAUCGGAAGGAGGAAAAGUGGUCGCAAUCAAGCGUAUCUAUGUCACCAGCAGCCCUACACGGAUAGAGAACGAGAUUGCAAUUCUUCACGAUCUCAGUGGUCAUAAGAACGUAGUUCCACUUAUUACAGCCACCCGGUUCAUGGAUCAAGUCAUCAUUGUCCUGCCUUAUAUUGAGCACAGCGACUUUCGGCAAUACUACCGCCGUUUACCCAUGGACGACAUUCGCUGUUACCUUCGCGCUCUACUAAAAGGACUUGCACAUGUCCAUUCGAAAGGGAUCAUUCACCGAGAUAUCAAGCCUAGCAACUUUCUGUACGACACAGUGAAAAGGACAGGCGUCGUCGUUGAUUUCGGCUUGGCUCACAGAGAGGAUCCGUGGCCGCCAGAGGCUCAGGCAAGACCCAUUUCGAUGAGUAGAGGAACAAAGAGCUCAAAAACUUUACAUAAUAUUUUGCAACAGACGAAAACUCAGUCAUCUCAGCUGGAAAACAAGCAGGCUGCUUCGGCAAGUUCAAAGUCUUCAUCAGGGGCAUCCGCUAUCGUUACACCAGCGUCAACCUCAGUCUCCAAGCCGGCCAUCUUUGCAACACCAACGGCGGGUCAUCGAAUCAAUGACCCACUCACUGUUGUGACACCCGAGACAUCGACUCCACGAACUAACGACCCAGCUGCGUUUGAUUCUCAAUACUCAAUUCGGCGAAACAGUGGUCCUCUCGCUGUCGUGGCCCCUCAGCCAUCGAUUUCAGGAAUCAAUGCCCCACCGGCUACUGACUCUCAGCACUUGAUUCAGCGAAGCAAUAACCCAUUCGCAGUUAGCACUCAACACUUGAUUCAGCGAACCAACAAUACUCCUACUGUCUCACCUCACCAACCCUUGAGUCAGCGAAACAACAGCCUGUCCGCCAUGGCGGGUUCUCAGUCCGCAAGUCAGCCAAACAACAAUCCGGUUUAUGCUGUAGCCCUACAACCAUCCCAGCGAAUCACCAACCCGCUUAAUGCUACGGCUGUACAGCCUUUGGUUCACGAAACCAAGGUUUCAACCAAUGUUGCAGCUCAUGGCGUAGCUGCCCUGCCGCCCUCAAAGAUGCCCAGUAUGAUAAAUCAUGCGCGACCAAGGCCUGCGACAAAAGGAGCAUAUAUAUCAACAUUGAACCCAACUACGUCAGCUAUGAUGGGGAAACGCGAGCCUAGAGUUUUCAGGAAAGAUCCUAGGCCCCAUAUUAGAGUCAACCGCGCAGGGACCAAGGGCUUUCGUUCUCCUGAAAUACUGUUUAAGCACAUUCGUCAAACAGUCGCGCUGGAUAUUUGGUCCGUCGGUGUGAUCUUGAUCUCGUUCUUGACGGGAAGGUUUCCGUUUUUUAACUCUAAUGACGAUGCUGAAGCAUUGCUUGAAAUCGGAGUCUUGUUUGGUAAAUUCGAGCUGGAAAGGGCCGCUGCAUCGAUGAAUCGGACUUUCCUCACGAACGUGCCUUCUGUCAAGGACCACGGUAUCUCACUAGUUCGGGUCUGUCAACUAUUACAUCCAGGGCGAUUCGCUCCCCCAGAAGGGUACCUUUCAAGAUCUGAACGCCGCCGUGCUGCUGCUGAAACGUCUGUGGAUCCUCCAACCUUGUCCAUAAACCCCCAGGACCAGCAACAUUCCACGUCUCAUGCACAACAAACGCAGGGUGUUGCGCAGGGUACAGCGGAUCCGGCUGAUGCUGUUGGAGUGGACCCAGGCUCGCCUCAAUUUUACGAUGAAGACCUGCCAAAUACUGAAAAUACACCCCUUCAUGAGCUGCUCGUACCAGAAACAAGUACUGAAGCCUGUGUGAAAGUGGAGGAACAAAGGAAUCGCAGCAAGGCCGGAGGACCAGUAGUUGAGGGAGCUGCGCAAGGCCAUGAGAAAACGAAUUCCAAUGGCGUGAAGGUGGGUGAGGCUACUGGCAGCAGCGGCGACACUGCCAAGGUCAGGCGGAAAAUCGUCGGAUGGGACUCUCAAGAAGAUCUCGAGCAGGCGCUGAGUCUCCUACUGCGCUUGAUGGCAUUGAACCCAGCAGAGAGAGCCACGGCCGAAGAGGCGUUAAAGCAUCCGUUCCUGGCAGAACGAAAACCAUAGACGCGUGACACCUUUGUACUAUUGCUUUAUUUAUUUAUUUAUUUUGUAUUUGAUGUGCUGUUUGCGAUACUACAUCAUUUCCCACUAUAAUAGUUGGGUUAUUAUUAACCUACACCUAGCCAUGUACAGUAUUAAACACAAACAAAU
Messenger RNA from Gamsiella multidivaricata, 3693 nucleotides. RefSeq lists its product as uncharacterized. NCBI's taxonomy places the organism in Eukaryota, Fungi, Mortierellomycota, Mortierellomycetes, Mortierellales, Mortierellaceae. The transcript has 7 exons. Gene Ontology annotation, biological process: mitotic DNA damage checkpoint signaling; protein phosphorylation. The coding region runs from base 235 to 3546 and encodes 1103 amino acids. Gene Ontology annotation, molecular function: protein serine/threonine kinase activity; ATP binding. The record is from RefSeq and is a predicted model, not a curated record. Gene Ontology annotation, cellular component: nucleus.